Molecule: messenger RNA, 1846 nt
Organism: Odontomachus brunneus
Lineage: Eukaryota; Metazoa; Arthropoda; Insecta; Hymenoptera; Formicidae
Product: DNA polymerase delta small subunit-like
Exons: 7
Coding region: 189-1535 (448 amino acids)
Biological process (GO): DNA strand elongation involved in DNA replication; DNA replication
Cellular component (GO): delta DNA polymerase complex
Molecular function (GO): DNA binding
Source: RefSeq, a predicted model, not a curated record
GAAGAACUUGAGUUUUACGCUUCACUGAUUUUACGAAAUACCUGUCGUCUACGUCUACAUCCACCUUCACCUGACACGGAUCGGCGCAGACUAGAUAAAGAUGCACUCUGUAAUGUCAGACAGGUCAUGGCAUAUGUUUUCGUAGGAAAUUUUAGAAACAGAUUAGAGUCUACGAAUUCGAAAUAGUGAUGGAAUGUGACGAAUUGCGCGAAUACAAACGGAAAGUUGUUUCCUUCAAAGACUUUGACAGGUUCAAGUUACUGGAGCGGAGAUAUGAUAAUAAUUCCCUCAACAUAUAUACAGCGAGGCUAAACAAUUUGAGAGAAGACACAUUGCAUAAAGCCAAACUGAAAUGGGUGGACCAUCCACAUAUAGAGAUCUCACGCCUGGUGGUGGAGGAUAGAGAAAAAUCUUAUAUUUUGAUCGGUGUGCUAUGCAAAGAUGAUUUGAAGGAAAAGUUGAAACUUUCAUUAUUACGCGAUAUAGACAAUGAGCCACAACAGGAAAUUCAGAUAAGUAAGGAUCAUACAUCCAACUACAUCAAGAUUUUUCUGGAAGAUGAAACUUCACGUGUCAGAUUAGUGGGAAAUCACAUGGAUGUGCAAGAAAUUAUCACAGGAGUUGUAUGCGCAGUAUUUGGACACGAAACGGACACUGGAGCUUUCUGGGUAGAGGAUUGGUGUUUUCCAGGAUAUUGUCCAAAACCUUGCACAUCCUUAGGCACAUCAAUAGAGGAUGGAAAAAUUCUGUUGGUGUCUGGCUUGGAUCUGGUGAAUAAUACAGACAACCUCAGCUUAGAUCUAUUUUCAGAGUGGAUAACUGGGAUGGCAGGAUGCACUAAUAUGCAAGAAGAAGAAGCAGCAAUCGUACAAGUGAUCAUUGCCGGGAACAGCAUUCGGAGUUCCGCGAAACUAUACAACUACAAAGGCUAUUACGAGACCAAAUUUAAUGAUCAACGUAAAAUCAAGGAAGAUUUAAUGGCGAUGCAGAAGCUGGAUUCUUUUCUCGCUAAGAUCCUUCACUGCUGUUGCGUCGUGCUGAUGCCGGGACAGUUCGACCCGACUUCCUAUUACAGCAUGCCCCAACAACCGUUUCACCCCUGCACCCUGCAGAAAUCGGCCAGGUUCAAGAGCAUGCACGGGGUGACUAAUCCCUGGAUCGGCGAUAUCGGCGGUCGAGUUGUAGCCGGCUCCUGCGGCGGACCGAUCAUAGAUAUCGUGAGGGUGGCCAAGUCGGACGAGUUGCGUCCGUUGAAUUGGAUGGAGCGUACCUUGACUUGGAGGCACUGCGCCCCAACUGGCCCCAACACGUUGCCGGUUUACCCGUUCUUCAAGAACGACCCAUUCGUCAUGACGGAAUGCCCGGACGUAUAUUUCGCCGGAAAUAUGGAUGCAUACGACUCGAAACUUGUCGAAGGUGACGAGGGGCAAAUGAUAAGAUUGAUUUGCGUACCCAGAUUCUCGGAAACAAAAACAGCGGUGCUAGUCAAUUUACAGGACCUGACGACGCAGUCUGUUUCAUUCGGCCUUGGAUGAAGUUGUUGCGUAUUUACCCAUUCCUAUAUUUGUACAUAAGGUAAUGUUAAAAUAAUUAUUUAUUAUAUAAGAUACCAUUUUGUGCAAUGGAGUAUUGGAUAAUGCGAUUAGUGCGUGAUCCCCACCCAAGGAGCAGAAAGUAUCGAUAAAAAAUUUAGAGAUUUCUCAAAUAUAUAAUUAAAUUUAUUAUCCGCGAAUAUAUAUAUAUAUAUAUAUAUAUAUAUAUAUAUAUAUAUAUAUUUAUUUAUUAUAAUAUAUAUUAUUGUGUAUAUAUAUAGUAAAUAUAUUUUAUUUGUUAUAAUUAUAUUUAU